AGUUCAAGAAACCUGUCCCAUUGAUUUGUUUCUAAUUCCGUUCUCACAAGCGAAAAUAUAAACCACAUUUGCUUUCUCUUCUUUUUUUUUCUCAAUUUAGGCGACGUUGCCGAUCCACGAAAAGGCGCCACAUUGACACAAGUCGGCAAGAAGCACCCACCUCGGUCGAUUGCCCAUCAUGUACCGCGCCCACAGCAAGGACAUCAACCGAAACAAGAGUUUCCACCCUCUCACCUAUGGCAACCUUCGUCGCGUCGAGUUGCUGAAGGAGGGCGAUGAGGAGAAGAAGCAACGCGCGGCGGAGCGGCAGAAGGAACUCCAGCAUGACCAGGAGGAGCGCCGCUACGACGAACUCGCGCUCGCCAACUCGGCCGACUCCCUGAGCGGCGAACUGGCCCGCUUCCGGCAGACCAAAAACAUCUUCAAGGCCGAAUACGAGGCGGAGUCUGCGAAGCGGCAACACGAAAUAAAAAACGAGACAGGAACAUAUGCUAGCACUGUCACGUCAUCGUCUGCGUUGUCUUCGAGUCCGUUUGCCGCGUUCGGUAACGCCUUUCUCAGUAAGUUCAAGAAAGAGGGUCACGCACACGAGUCGUCCGCCUCGGCCGACGCUUCACUGGAUGCGGUCAAAACUGAAGUCAAGGCCGAACCCUCCGACGAGUCAGCGUCGUCUGGCGUCGCGCAUCGCAAGCGACAACGCGAGGACGAUAGUGAGGAAGGCAGCAGCGAAUUAAAGAGCAGCGGUGUCACGACGGGGUUUGUUACGAGCGCGGAAGCUGCGCAGCUGCGUAAGGAGCUGAACCUGGCGCAGAAGCAGCGGCACGAUCCUCUCCUGCGAGUACGGCAAUACCAAAACAGCUGUGUGGCUACAGCUGCACGGGAACAGCAGCAACAGCACACACACCAGCAGCGGGAUAGCACUGCCAAGGACAACAGCGAAGCGCUGCAAAGCCGCAUUCGUGAGCUUCUCGCACGCAAGAAGGAGAAAUAG
Messenger RNA from Leptomonas pyrrhocoris, 991 nucleotides. RefSeq lists its product as hypothetical. Lineage: Eukaryota; Euglenozoa; Kinetoplastea; Trypanosomatida; Trypanosomatidae. Bases 179 to 991 code for a protein of 270 amino acids. The record is from RefSeq and is a predicted model, not a curated record. The transcript has a single exon.